CCAUGGAUAUUUCAUAGCUCCAUGUAUAUUUCAUGAAACUUUGGAAAUAUUUCAAAGCUUCCAUGCUUUAAAUUGUAGAGGUUAUGAUUGUCGUAGAGCUAUGAUUGUUGUGGAAAAUAGUUUGGGUCAUUACAUUUCUUCUGCAGAGAAUUCCAUAAAUCAUGAGCUUUAAUUUAUUCAUAUUAAAUGUAUAAGUAUUUAAAUAAACUAAAAAAACAUUUAAAAGUUUUUUUGUAUGUAAUUAUCGUAUUCGUAAGUCAUAAGUCUGAGAUCUGAAAAUUGUUCGUGCAUGAAGACAAGCACAAUAUAAGAAGUUGCUCAUCGAAGUCACCGACUUUAGAAUGGCAACUUCAGUUGGAAGCAGAGCUACUUCCGCAUUUCGUCAAACUUUCCAAACCGAUAGAAAAGAUUUCUUGCAAUGGUUUCCAGGUCACAUGGGCAAAAGUCUGAAGAAAAUGCAGCAGAAUUUGAAAAACGUGGAUCUCAUAAUAGAAGUGCAUGACGCAAGAGUCCCCUUGUCUGGACGUUGCAUGGAAUUAAAAACCACCCUGGGUGGCAUAAAGCCCCACCUUUUCGUUUUAAACAAAAAGGAUUUAACAGACAUGAAAUACAUGGAUUCAGCCAUUGAGCGUUUGAAUCAGGAUGGCGUAAAAAACGUAAUCUUGACUAAUUUCAAAGACCAAACCUGCAGCGGCAUGAAGAGCAUCCUACCGUUAGCAAAAAAGCUGAUAAAAGACUCGAAUCGCUUUAAUCGCGAAAAUGAGAAUGAAUUUUCCAUAAUGGUAAUUGGCGUUCCCAAUGUCGGGAAAUCGUCCUUAAUUAAUCGACUGAGGAACAAACAUCUUGGGAAAGCAAAUGCUGCAAGGGUUGGCGCAGUUGCUGGAAUUACUCGAGCAGUCAGUACUAGAGUGAAAAUUGCCGAGAAUGUCUAUCUUGUUGAUACUCCAGGAAUCCUUUCCCCAGAAAUUAGAGACGUUCACGGUGGAAUGAAAUUGUCUUUAAUAGGAUGUUUACUCGAUCAUUUAGUAGGACAAGAAAAAAUGGUAGAUUACUUACUUUUUUGGUUAAAUAAACAAGAGAGAUUUGAGUAUGUGGAGAAAUUAGGAUUACCUGAGCCGAGCGAUAAUGUGAUUGAAGUUCUUGGUCGGAUAGCAAUUAAUUUAGGGAUUACUUUGAAAAUCAGGAACUUUGAUGGUCAGUUAAUGACGAAACCAAAUUAUGCGCAUGCUGCAGAACAUUUUAUUAGAUUAUUCCGGUCCGGAGAAUUAGGACAAUACUGCUUGGAUCAAGAUAUUUUGGGUGCUUUUUAAAACCAAUUCAAUCUUUUGUGCUGGAUGUGAAUGAGAAUUUUUAAAGAAAGUCUGUAAAUAAAUGUAUAUUGACUCUGUA
This is a messenger RNA of Belonocnema kinseyi, 1389 nucleotides long. RefSeq names its product mitochondrial GTPase 1. Gene Ontology annotation, molecular function: GTPase activity; GTP binding. The coding region runs from base 342 to 1310 and encodes 322 amino acids. Lineage: Eukaryota; Metazoa; Arthropoda; Insecta; Hymenoptera; Cynipidae. Gene Ontology annotation, cellular component: mitochondrion. The record is from RefSeq and is a predicted model, not a curated record. The transcript has 2 exons.